AGAAACCCGCACACAAUGCAUCCCUGACCACCACCCGAAGUGGUCAGACAGAUCUGAACACAAUCAGACCACAACGCAACUUUUUUUUGCAUCUAGACCUGUAUUUUCAAUGCAAUCUUCUUAUUCUGAUAGCAGAAGUCCCACGUGCUGAUCUCCCUCUAUCCUCCCUACAUCUCCUGGUGCCACCACUACGUCUGAAGUCUGCUUUCAUGUGGCAAGUGGCUCAGCAGCAUGACGUGAUGCAGUAUGGGAAGCUGGAGGAGUUUGUGACUGGUAACUAGAGAUGGUUCCGGAGCUGCUGACCUUAAGGCAGAGGGUCCAACUCAUCCUGGGACUGAGAGCGAGGGUGAGAUGGGUGGAAGUGUUUAGGGUUGAGAAUGGUGUAGGGUCGGGGGUGAAAUUCAGACUUUUGUUCGCCCCUGGAUCUCAGAGACAAGGGAUGGUGACGUCUAGAUCAUGUCACAAAUCCCUGCUUCAAAGGACUAGAAUGACCUUGAGUGGAAUAUUGAGUAUGAUUUGACUACUACUUACAGUAUGCCUGGGUUUAAACUACAUAAUGACUCUAUCUCUGUGUUGGAGGUGUUCCCUGUGCAGUACAGCUCUAGGUAUGGUACAGCGCUGCAGAUACUGGUGUGGCAGUUCUUUGACAGACUGGAGGAGAUGCUGCCAGUGCUCAACUUUACACAGUACUGAUGCCACUCACAGGAGGUUGGUGACACCAUCAUUGGGGAGGACUGGCUCUUGGUAAUGGCUGGAGCAGAAUAAGUGCAAUGGUAUCAAACGGGGUUUCCAUGUGUCUGAUGCUAUUCAAUUUAUUCCGUUCCAGACAUUAUUAUAAACCGUCCUCCCCUCAGCAACCUCCACCCUAUUAGAUUUUUUUUUUUUUAAAUGGCCCCUCCACGAAUGAAUAAACAUCCGUAAGUAUCAACAGAGUAGGGGUCCUGUGGGAUUGGGCUGUGUUUUUCUCCAUUCUUCAGGCAUGCUUAUGUAACCAGUGUGAAAUGGCUGGCUAGUUAGCGGUGCAUGCUAGUGGCAUUUCAAUCGUUGACGUCACUCUCACUGAGACCUUGAAGUCGUUGUUUCCCUUGCUCUGUGGCUUUUGUGGAGCGAUUGGUAAUGAUGCUUUGAGGGUGACUGUUGUCGACGUGUGCAGGGGGUCCCUGUUCAUGCCCUGGUUGGUGCGAGGAGAGUCCCUGGUUCAGGCCCUGGUUGGAGCGAGGAGAGGUCCCAGGUUCAGGCCCUGGUUGGGGCGAGGAGAGGGCCCUGGUUGGAGCGGGCCCUGGUUGGGGCGAGGAGCGAGCCCUGGUUCAGGCCCUGGUUGGAGCGGGCCCUGGUUGGGGCGAGGAGCGGGCUGCGGUUCAGGCCCUGGAUGGGGCGAGGAGAUGUCCCUGGUUCAGGCCCUGUUUGGGGCGAGGAGCGAGCCCUGGUUGGGGCGAGGAGCGGGCCCUGGUUGGGGUGAGUGGAAGGCCCUGGUUGGGGCCCUGGUUGGGGCGAGGAGAGGUCCCUGGUUGGGGCGAGGAGAGGUCCCUGGUUGGGGCGAGGAGAGGUCCCUGGUUGGGACGAGGAGAGGUCCCUGGUUUGGACGAGGAGAGGUCCCUGGUUUGGACGAGGAGAGGUCCCUGGUUUGGGCGAGGAGAGGUCCCUGGUUUGGGCGAGGAGAGGUCCCUGGUUUGGGCGAGGAGAGGUCCCUGGUUUGGGCGAGGAGAGGUCCCUGGUUUGGGCGAGGAGAGGUCCCUGGUUUGGGCGAGGAGAGGUCCCUGGUUUGGGCGAGGAGAGGUCCCUGGUUUGGGCGAGGAGAGGUCCCUGGUUGGGGCGAGGAGAGGUCCCUAGUUCGGGCUCUGGUUGGGGCGAGUACAGGGCCCUGGUUCUGGCCCUGGUUUGGGCGAGGAGAGGUCCCUGGUUUGGGCGAGGAGAGGUCCCUGGUUCAGGCGCUGUUCGGGGCGAGGAGAGGUCCCUGGUUCGGGCCCUGGUCGGGGGGGGGGGGGGGGGGGUUCAGGGCCCUGGUUGGGGAGAGGAGCGGGCCCUGGUUGGGGCGAGGACAGGGCCGUGGUUCUGGCCCUGGUUGGGGCGAUGGGAGGGCCCUGGUUGGGGGGAGGGCCCUGGUGCGGGCCCUUGUUGGGGCGAGGCGAGGGCCCUCGUUGGGGCCAGUGGAGAGAUAG
Messenger RNA from Oncorhynchus kisutch (coho salmon), 2159 nucleotides. RefSeq names its product fibroin heavy chain-like. The record is from RefSeq and is a predicted model, not a curated record. Lineage: Eukaryota; Metazoa; Chordata; Actinopteri; Salmoniformes; Salmonidae. Bases 1167 to 2159 code for a protein of 330 amino acids. The transcript has 2 exons.